Tachysurus vachellii is the source of this 2568-nucleotide messenger RNA. Its product is annotated as zinc finger protein 665-like. The transcript is spliced from 4 exons. Gene Ontology annotation, biological process: regulation of transcription by RNA polymerase II. The coding region runs from base 161 to 2434 and encodes 757 amino acids. The record is from RefSeq and is a predicted model, not a curated record. NCBI's taxonomy places the organism in Eukaryota, Metazoa, Chordata, Actinopteri, Siluriformes, Bagridae. Gene Ontology annotation, molecular function: DNA-binding transcription factor activity, RNA polymerase II-specific; RNA polymerase II cis-regulatory region sequence-specific DNA binding.
CGCCAUAAAACACCACAAGAAGAAGAAGAAGGUGACCACACGAAACAUUUUAAGAAGACACCCUGUACUCUGAUUUUAGUCUGCUGGAAAGAAGACUGCUGGGAAGCUACUGGGAUUUCUGGGAAGAGCUUUCAUCUCAGUUCAUUUACACUUGAGUGAAAUGUUACCGUCUGGUUCUCAUGACACUAAACGCCGUCAAAGACGGAUGGGUGCAAAAAAUGGUAAUGAGAGAAAUCACCUCUGCUCACUGUGUGGGAAAAGCUUCAAACGAAAAAGUACUCUCAAUGUACACAAACGGAUUCACACUGGAGAAAAACCUUAUCAGUGCACAGACUGCGGGAGGAGGUUUAAUAAUAAGAAAAGUCAUGAACUCCAUCGCCGCAUUCACACAGGAGAAAAACCGUAUCAGUGCACAGAGUGUGGGAAGAGUUUUAUACAACUAUCUGCUUUUAAAGGCCACCAGCGGGUUCACACAGGAGAGAAGCCACAUCAGUGUACAGAGUGUGGGAAGAGUUUUUCACAGCUGAAUCGUCUCAAAGUCCAUCAGCGUGUUCACACAGGAGAGAAGCCGUAUUGGUGCUCAGAGUGUGGGAGGGGUUUUUCACAGCUGAAUCGUCUCAAAGUCCACCAGCGUGUUCACACAGGAGAGAAGCCGUAUCACUGCACAGAGUGUGGGAAGAGUUUUAUACAUCAUGGGUCUUUUGAAAUCCACCAGCGCAUUCACACAGGAGAGAAGCCGUAUCAGUGCAACGAGUGUGGGAAGAGUUUUACACACAUUGGUGCUUUUAAAAUCCACCAGCGUAUACACACAGGAGAGAAGCCGUAUCAAUGCAACGAGUGUGGGAAGAGUUUUACACACAAUGGUGCUUUUAAAAUCCACCAGCGUAUUCACACAGGAGAAAAGCCGUAUCAGUGCAACGAGUGUGGGAAGAGUUUUACACGACAAGAAACUUUGAAAGUCCACCAGCACGUUCACACUGCAGAGAAGCCAUAUCAUUGCACGGAAUGUGGGCUGAGUUUUAAAUAUAGAAGCGUUUUUAAAAAGCACCAGCGCAUUCACACCGGAGAGAAGCCGUAUUACUGCACACAAUGUGGAAAGAGUUUUUCAGAACUGACUAUUCUAAAUGUCCACCAGCGUGUUCACAUGGGAGAGAAACGGUAUUGCUGCAAACAUUGUGGGAAAAGUUUUUCAGAUUGGUCGAAUUACAAAAAACACGAGCGAAUUCACACAGGAGAGAAGCCUUAUAACUGCUCCCAGUGUGGAAAGACUUUUACUCAAAAUAGUCAUCUUAAAAAACACAAACGAAUUCACACUGGAGAAAAACCUUAUCAGUGCACAGACUGCGGGAUGCGGUUUAAUAAUAAGAAAAGUCACGAACUCCAUUGCCGCAUUCACACAGGAGAAAAACCGUAUCAGUGCACAGAGUGUGGGAAGAGUUUUAUACAACUAGCUGCUUUUAAAGGCCACCAGCGGGUUCACACAGGAGAGAAGCCACAUCAGUGUACAGAGUGUGGGAGGUGUUUUUCACAGCUGAAUCGUCUCAAAGUCCAUCAGCGUAUUCACACAGGAGAGAAGCCACAUCAGUGCACAGAAUGUGGAAAGAGUUUUACAGAGCAGAGAAGUCUCAAAGCCCAUUUGCACAUUCACACAGGAGAGAAGCCGUAUCACUGCACAGAGUGUUGGAAGAGUUUUACACAUUAUGGUUCUUUUAAAAUCCACCAGCGUAUUCACACAGGAGAGAAGCCGUAUCAGUGCAACGAGUGUGGGAAGAGUUUUACACACAAUGGUGCUUUUAAAAUCCACCAGCGUAUUCACACAGGAGAGAAGCCGUAUCAGUGCAACGAGUGUGGGAAGAGUUUUACACACAAUAGUGCUUUUAAAACCCACCAGCGCAUUCACACCGGAGAAAAGCCGUAUCAGUGCAACGAGUGUGGGAAGAGUUUUACACAACAAGGAGCUUUUAAAAACCACCAGCGCGUUCACACAGGAGAGAAGCCGUAUCAAUGCAACGAGUGUGGUAAGAGUUUUACACAUAAUAGUUCUUUUAAAGCCCACCAGCACGUUCACACUGCAGAGAAGCCAUAUCAUUGCACGGAAUGUGGGCUGAGUUUUAAAUAUAGAAGCGUUUUUAAAACCCACCAGCGCAUUCACACCGGAGAGAAGCCGUAUUACUGCACACAAUGUGGAAAGAGUUUUUCAGAACUGACUAUUCUAAAUGUCCACCAGCGUGUUCACAUGGGAGAGAAACGGUAUUGCUGCAAACAUUGUGGGAAAGGUUUUUCAGAUUGGUCGAAUUACAGAAAACACGAGCGAAUUCACACAGGAGAGAAGCCUUAUAACUGCUCCCAGUGUGGAAAGACUUUUACUCGAAAUAGUCAUCUUAAAAGACAUCAGCUCACUCACACAAGAAAAGACCCCACUGUGAUCACAUAGUGGAAAAGGGUUUAAACAACAAACUAGUUUUCAAACACACCAGCACAUUCACACUGAUGGGAUUACUGAAUUAGUGAGUCUAAUUUGAUUAGUGCUAGCGAUUAUUACUGUUUAUACUUAAUAUAUCUUUGCAC